Molecule: messenger RNA, 3973 nt
Organism: Dreissena polymorpha
Lineage: Eukaryota; Metazoa; Mollusca; Bivalvia; Myida; Dreissenidae
Product: C-type mannose receptor 2-like
Exons: 14
Coding region: 60-2024 (654 amino acids)
Source: RefSeq, a predicted model, not a curated record
UCGCGAUAUUGUUAUCAGAAUCAAAUAUGAGGAUGAGAUAGGUGUGAAGUUGGAGGUAGAUGCUUCUCGUUAGAACUCAUGUAUUUAAUUAUUUAUAUCUGACCACAUUUUCUCAUUCAGAAAUGGCUUAUUUAUUUCGAAUUAUUAUAUGUUGGAUUAUUUAUGCUGGAGCACGUGGGGACUGUGACGUAGGCUGGCAGGCUAUUGGCUCCACCUACUGCUACCGAGUGGGCGGAGCUAAGAUGAUCUGGACGUCAGCCAACAGCGAAUGCGCGAAAUUUGAUUCUAUGAUGCUGCGUAUAUACGAUGACAGUGUUAAGAGCGAUGUGGGCCAGCUGUUGGCCAACACCAACGAUACUCGAUGGUGGACGGGACUCAAUAACAUCGCCACACCUCAGGUGUACGUCUGGGACGUUGGGCUAUACGCCACCCAAGUCGACGAUCCAAGCGUGUUUUCUUGGAUUCACGAGCCUGACGACACGAGCCACCUUCAGAACUGUGUCACUCUCAAUAUACAGGGAAGCAUAGAGGACGAGUCGUGCCUGAAUUCACAUAGAUACAUUUGUGAAUACCCUAUGCCUACAGCUGGAUCGUGUAUGCCAAGCUGGACAAACUUUUCGGGAUCCUGCUACCUGUUCCCGUUGGAUCUUGGCGACCCCUGGAGCAUGCUAACCUGGCAAGAUGCCAACACAAAAUGCCAGACAAUUCUUCAAGGUUUCUCUGACGCAACUGGUAUCACGCCCCAUCUGUUGUUCAUCGAAACACAACCCGAGAAAGACUAUAUCUCGAACCAGCUGCCUGCGGUCGAUCUGACCUCGGACGUGUGGUGGAUAGGACUCACUGACAACCAGACGGAGGGCAUUUUCCAGUGGACAGACGGGCGUCUGGUCGGAAUGCUAGCAUACUGGGCAAAUGAACCAAACAACCUUGGAGCGAAGGAGCAGUGUGUUUAUACCAACAGCAACGGAUCGAUAGCCGACUUCAACUGCAACAAUACCCUAAGCUACAUUUGUCAGAAAGAAAAUGAUGUUCAAAGUGCGGUCAUACCGGGUCUCGGCUGCCCCGCUAGCUGGACUCGGGCUGGCAAGUACUGCUACCACUUCGAAACCGUCACGCAGCACUCGUGGAGUGAUGCAAAGGGUGCCUGUGGUAAAUACGGGGCAAACCUUAUCAAAGUCGACGACUUUGACAAAAAGACAUGGCUAGAGGGUCAGAACAGCGUCUUCAACAGUGGGAUGUGGUACUGGACGGGCCUCAACUACCAGUCCAACAAGCAAUGGGCCUGGGGUGAUGGGACCGCGGCGGACCUGUCCUUGGUGAAGUGGAAUGUGGAGCCUAAUAACUAUAAGGGAAACGAGGCGUGCAGCACGAUACUUAGGAAAGGAACCUUCAACGACGUCAACUGUCUUAUUAAAGCUGGCUACAUCUGUGAACAAAAUACAGAAGAUUCGCCGUGCAAGACUGGCUGGCUCAGCCUGACAGUGGGUGACGUCACGAACUGCUACUACAUAGGCACGAGCCUAGUGACGUACGACGAGGCGCAUGCAAAAUGUAAAACCCAGAGCUCGCCCUUCGAUUCAUUCCUACUGGCCGUUAACUCCCAGGCGGAACUGGAUUUUGUACGGAGUGCAAUAAAGGCAACUGCGGGACCUGCCGUCGAGUUCUACACCGGUCUCACGGACAUCGACCACGAGGGCAUCUGGUUGUAUGACACCAGUUGGAACCCCGCACCGGACUCGGGAUUAAUCCCAUGGUCCCAGGCCCCUGACUUUCCGAACGGCAAUGAGAACUGUGCGACGGUGAUAUUCGCCGGGGAGUACAUCAACGUUGCCUGCACCGACAAGCACCCGUACAUCUGCGAGAGACCCGCCUAUGGCGUACAAGUGAACUCAGGCACGCGACUGUUCACAAAGGGUUUCUCCGUAUCGUCCGUGUUCGUGUUGAUGAUGUACUUCCUUAUAUAUGGCGUAUGUCUACACUACUGCCUGCACGUGACUUACGUGCUAUUCCCGGCUUUCGCAUGACCAUCUUGGACGCCACAAAAACACUUCUUGUUGAUGUCAUUAAAACGUGUUUGACGGAUUUUUUUUACAUCAAACAUAUCAGCCAUUAUUAUAUUUUUGCGUAAAUAUUUUUGGCGUUUUAAAAUUAAUACUUGUUUGUUUUUAAACUUUUUUAAAAAACGUUAGGAUUUAAACUCCGUGUUUUAAUUUUAGUUGUUUAAAUGAUUAAUCUAUUGCUCACAUAGCUUUUUCGGAUAUUCACAUGCUUAGCAUUCAUUCAUAGAUAUCUUCACACCCAACGGGUAUUUUGCAUAAUAUACUCUGAUUAAAAAAGCACAUGUGUUAUUUUUUUUAAUUUUCUGUGUUACAUUAAUGGCGCAAAUUUGAAUCUAACCGAACAUGUGGCACACUUUAAUUUAAUGACGGUUAAAUUGCUUUAAGUAUGGGGCGAUCUAGGAAUAAAACGCAACAGGUUGCAUUAUUUUCAUUCGGAACACUCGGUUCUUGUAAAAAAUCUAAUCGUUACAUCAUAGAAACAACACACACUUCACGUGAUUUUUUUAUAAGAACCGAGUGUUGCAAAUGAAAAUAACGCCAACCAUUAUCAUAGCGAAUGAAAUUGACAUCAUGUUAGAUAAACCCGCAAGAUAACAGUUCAACAAACACACAGCACACCAUGACAAUCACAAACACACGGCACACCAUGACAAACACAUGGCACACCAUGACAAACACACAGCACACCAUGACAAUCACAAACACACGGCAGACCAUGACAAACACACGGCACACCAUGACAAACACACAGCACACCAUGACAAACACACAGCACACCAUGACAAACACACAGCACACCAUGACAAACAGCAUACUAUUAUAAGCACAUAAUGAUUCUUAUAAGAUUUAAACCCACACCAUUUCAAUGAAACAGCCGAUAUAUUAAUAGUCAACCGAAGAAAGGCGAGGAGUUCCAUAACUACGAAUGACCCGGUAGGUGUCUGUUGGCAACAUGUUUAAGCAAUUGUUAAAACUGCAUGUAAUACUAUUACAAGCUGCACCAUGCGCAUGUUUGACCUUUGGUCUUUAGUGACAUCUUGACCUUUUAUUUUAUGAGUAUAAUUAAGUUACCGUCUGGACAAACUGUUUUGUAUUGCCAAAUUUUACCUUCGACCUCUAAGUGCGACCUAGAUCGUUAAGUCAGGGAGAUGAUCGUUACACACUACAUUAAACCUCACACGAUACAACGUAUCCUCAUGGCGUAUUUGUGUUAUUUUAAAGUUGAAGGAUCAAUGACACAUUUAAAUUUUACAGUAAGGACAUCAACAUUUGACAGCGAUGUUUGACUUUGAUUGUUUUGGUUGAUAGAAAGGUGAUACGCAUGACACUUCCAUUUAAAUUUAAAAUUUGAAUGACAAAGGUACAGUUUGGAUUAGCUCUGAAGUCGUAAUACAUGCACACUCAACAGUUGUUACUGCCAUAUGGAGCUUUACGCAAGCAAGUUUGCGAAGAAGACAGCUUUACCUGAGUGUGAAUAUUAUAAUAAAAAAGUUUUAAUGCCACAAUUUUAAUCCCUUGUGUAAUAUAGUAACAUGAUUAAUAACAAACAAAUAAUUUAAAUCACAAAUGCAAUAUAGAGAGAAACAAAGCAAACAGAUGCAUAAUUGAAAUCCUCUUGGUUAUAUUAUAAAAUCACAACAAAUUAAACUUGAGUCCAGUAUAUUAAAACACUGCAGUAAACAAUACUAAUAAUAAUUCAAAUAAAUUCCCCAGUGCAUAUUGGUCUACACAAAUUCUCCUUAUUUAGUAUUGUAUUCUUGUUCAGAUUAUAUACACUAUGAAACUUCUUUAAAUGUUUGCCAGAUCUUUAUUGCAGGAGUACCAUGUACACCAAGACGACAAUAGAAACUCACUAUGCUGAUAGCUUGACCCAUAUUCACCCAUACUAACAAAACUUGAUCAAAAUCAAGUUU